UCAGAAAAGGACUGAGUCCAGCUGCAUGAUGAGUGCUGCUCAGAGUCAGUCGACAUUGGAGGCCAAACUGGAGGCCCUGCAGUGUCACUUCACCUGGGAUCUUGACCCCAGCAGGUCCAAACUUUUCCGUCUCAGGGACAAGCUGGAGGACAUUGGCACAGUGGAGGGAUAUAACUGGUUGGGUCACAUUUACAACCUGCAGGGGUACAUCCACUACCAGCUGGGCUUCACUGAUAAUGCCAGGAGUUUCUUCAGCAGGGCUGCAGAGGCCUUCCGCCAGAUGCGAAACACUGUCUCAGAUGAGGGUCCAUGGCUGGUGGUGAACUAUGGGAACCAGGCUUGGCUGCACUACCAUCAGGGAAACAAAGCAGAGAGUCAGGCUUACCUGUCAAAGGUCUACGCCCUGAUGACUGAAUACCCAUCUCCAUCACAGGACGAGCUGCAUCCUGAGAUCUACGCAGAGAAAGCCUGGACUCUGAUGAAGUUCAGCAGAGAAAAAAAGCAGCUGGCUGCAGACUACUUCCAGAGAGCCAUCAGGAUGCAGCCGGACAUGGUGGAGUGGCAGAGCAGCCAUGUGUUAGCGUUAGUAAAUGUUUUUAAACACAGCAACAAAAACCUGAGUGAUGACAUCUUGGAGAGAAUGAAAAUCGCCAAGGAACACGACCCAGAGAACUUGUACCUUGCUGCUCUUUACCUCGAAGCAUGUGCUAUGAAAGGACAGAAAAUUGAAGAUGAAGCACGUGAGUUGGCCAGAGCUGUUUUGAAAAAGCCUGUUAGUAGCUACAGUGGUAUUGAACCAUUACUAAGGCUGUACAGAAUCUAUAUAUCUAUGGAUGAGGCUAUUGAUUUGGCAGAGGAGGCUCUGGAAAGACAUCCAGAUGAACGUUAUCUCAAAAGGUGUGUGGCAACCUGCUACAAAAUGAGAAUCUUUUUACACAGAGACAGUCCCCUGGAGCACAGCAUGGUCGAAAGAGCAAUCAGUGUCUACAGGGAAGUGAUUUCUCUUUACCCCAAUUCUUCACUUAAAAGCAAAAUAGCUCUUGCAAACAUAUAUGCACAGUCAAACUACAGCCAAGCUGCAGCUGACCAGAUAUAUGAGGAACUGCUAGAAAGUGAUCUAGAUCCUAAAGGGGCACAGAUGCUUUACAACUACUAUGCAAAACAUCUACAUUUCAUUCAAAAGGAGAGCCACAAGUCGAUAGAGUACCACAUGAAGGCAGCAGCUAUACCACAACAGUCUUUCUAUCAAAAGAACAGCGUCAGUAUUCUGGAGAGGAUUAGAGAAAGAAACAGAAACAGAAUGUGUGGAGAAAUAGAGGAGUUUCUGACUAACCUGCAACACUAAGAGCCUACUGUCCAACUGAGUGUUUGAUUUGAGUUUUACAGUUAUGAGAUGAAGAUUUCACAAUAUAAACACACAUUCCCUCUAUUUUGGUUUGGUCUUACCACUCUCAGAGCAGGCACAACUGCUCAGCACCCAACAGCACACAGAUGUUAGAGACGACCUGGUGAAUAUACUGGAGUGUUUAGCAGCUUAAGAGCUUUACGUCCACCAGGUGGACACAAACACAACUCUAAAUGAAUGAUAAUGUUGCUCUGUUGUUGCUGGAUUACCAUAUCAACUUGAAAGCUGAUAACAGUGUGUGUCAGCGCUGCCCCCAAGUGGCCACAAAAAAAAUGAAAAGCAGAAAGUGAAGUCUGGCACUUCAGUACGUCUACAUCACCACAGCGAACCACUGAGGUUCAACAAAAACAUUUUCAGGGACUGAACAACUGAUCUGAGCUGCUUGCAAACUGUCAUAUGAAACACUGUUACUAUAGAAAAUAAUAAUUAUAGCCACUUUAACAGUGGUGACAUUUAGAAACAGGACUUUUUGAGAUUUAGACUUAAAGAUCAUGAUUUUAAUACUGAAGGUGGAGAACGACGUUAAAAACACCUAACUGGAAGACAACAGGGUGUUGUGGUUUUUAAGGAGGCAGCUUUCAACUGAACAUGUGGACAUGAGCUGGUUGGUUGGUAACUGAAGUAGGCGCUAAUGGAUUCAUGUGGCCUGAAUAGUAACAAGACACACAAAAAAUAUUACAAGGGUGGAUUUCUACCAUAAAUGU
Messenger RNA from Lates calcarifer (barramundi perch), 2109 nucleotides. Its product is annotated as interferon-induced protein with tetratricopeptide repeats 2. Gene Ontology annotation, cellular component: cytosol. The record is from RefSeq and is a predicted model, not a curated record. Gene Ontology annotation, molecular function: protein binding. Gene Ontology annotation, biological process: defense response to virus. Bases 26 to 1345 code for a protein of 439 amino acids. The transcript is spliced from 2 exons. NCBI's taxonomy places the organism in Eukaryota, Metazoa, Chordata, Actinopteri, Centropomidae.